Molecule: messenger RNA, 1587 nt
Organism: Didymosphaeria variabile
Lineage: Eukaryota; Fungi; Ascomycota; Dothideomycetes; Pleosporales; Didymosphaeriaceae
Exons: 1
Coding region: 1-1587 (528 amino acids)
Molecular function (GO): metal ion binding
Source: RefSeq, a predicted model, not a curated record
AUGUCCAUUCAUGCCCAGGCCGUGUCCUCGCCUUCAGCUUUGCCGGAGACGGUGCGCUACUACAUCGAGAGGAACCCGGGGAACAUACUGGUCCCACUUAUACCCGUUGACCAGCUACUGUACCAACCCCAAGGAGUCCCCACUCAACUCAGUAUCCAACAGAUCUCCGAAGAAAAGUGGCAGCGUGUUACUGGAGCAACAGAAGCUGCGGUCGUGCUUCCGGGUUUGCCCCGUUCUCCUGUGACUCCAACGUACCGAGCACCGGACUACAAUGUAAUAGUAGAUGCAGCUGUCAAAGUGGUAGAGCAGGAUAGCGGACCCGAGCCUUGUGCUGCUUCCAUCCGUCUAACCCCUAGCGUCGAGCAGCACGAGUCCAAGCACCAACCGCGCUACAUUGAGAAAGAGAAAGACAAGCAUGUCGAUUCAGUUCCCUUAUCUAAGAGCAUCCAUCAGCCUCCAAUUGUUCAACGAAAGCUUGCUAUGGCGACUGCCAACCUUGACGUCAAACAAGGAUCUUCGACUGGACCCGUGAAAGCGCAAGGGGCUACCGAGAGACAGCCUCCGAUAAGGACCCAUGUCAACGAUUACAAAAUAGCUCUACGAAGUGCUCCACUGCCUGAUAUGGGAAGGGAUGUGGUCAUGAGAGAUGCAGGCAACGACAUCGCUCGCGAUUCCCACAUCGAGACCCCUCGCACGUUGUGCUCAAGGAUCGAGAAGGAUCAGCUCACGACAAAUAUCAGCAACGAUAAUAAAACCAAGCUUCUCGAUCUACGCACAACCUCCACACGCUCACAUUGCCAACCUAAAAUCUUCUGCACUCAUUGGAUUUCCACUGGUGAGUGCUCUUGGGGUUUUCGAUGCAGGUACAAGCAUGAAAUGCCUUCUCUUGACGUUCUGAAGAAAGAAACUGGCUUCCAUGCAGUGCCGCGAUGGUACAAAGAGAAGAUGGCAAUCCAAGGCCGGGGUCCAACCUGGAUAGAGAGGCGAAUGGAGGCACAAAAGGAGGGCGCCAGCCACGGCGAUGGCAUGGAGGCGCCUAGCCCACGUGAUUUUCCGGACCCGUCCCUCUUGAAGCGUCUGCAACGAGAGAGCGGCAGCGUUGCGAAGCAGGAUGUGCACCCUCAGAGAGUCGUCCAGGAGCGCUCCCCGGAUUUACUGUUGAUCGACGUCGAUCCGCCUACCAUACCUGUUAACCCCAUCAAUUCCGCCCAGCCGGCUUCGGACGUGGCUCAAGUCCUUCCCCCAAUCGCCACACCUUCUGAAAACAAGAAACGCGCCUCGACUACCCUUCGUCGUCAUUCACAGAUCUCUUGGUCAUCUAACACUACCGACAGCGCCCUGCCUGUAAAGCAACCUUCUAAGCCAAAGUCUCCCUCUAAGAAGGCUAAACUAGGGCCAGCUCCGAAGCCUAAAAGGGGCCUCUCCGCAUCCAAAUAUGCACCUACCGAACAUAAGAUCUUGGUCGUCAAGGCUCGUCGCGCUCCUGUUGGGGCUCAGAUUUCUCGCCAGAAUGAGAGCUCCACCAGUGAGGAUGAUAUUACGAUGGCGCACAGAGGGCAUGGCACGAUGGAGCUGUCUCUCCUUUAA